This is a messenger RNA of Acanthoscelides obtectus, 252 nucleotides long. Lineage: Eukaryota; Metazoa; Arthropoda; Insecta; Coleoptera; Chrysomelidae. The record is from the annotation of a GenBank genome assembly.
AUGUGGAGGCAUUAUGCAUCAUUGCGUUGGCCUGAUUCAAAGGAUCUACGUGCAGGUAUCAUGAGAUUAGUGUGCCAGUUAACGGAUUUGAUGCAUGACGCUGAACAUUCAACAAACUACGAUAUGAAUGUUUGUUGGGAUGAUAACGAGGUUGAAAGGAUCAGGAGACCAAUUCGGAAAUACGAGGAAGGGCAGAAAUUAUGCACGCAGUAUCUACAAGAAGCAGUAUUGAGCAGUUUUGUAGUGAUAUGA